This is a messenger RNA of Nanorana parkeri, 2060 nucleotides long. It is a transcript of the gene CERKL, whose product is annotated as ceramide kinase like. Lineage: Eukaryota; Metazoa; Chordata; Amphibia; Anura; Dicroglossidae. The record is from RefSeq and is a predicted model, not a curated record. The transcript has 13 exons. The coding region runs from base 66 to 1886 and encodes 606 amino acids. Gene Ontology annotation, molecular function: kinase activity.
AAGGAUUACUGCGCGUUCCUCUGCCCGGGCACGGCGCGCGCUCCCGUCCCCUCAGACACACGGAGAUGGCGUCGCGCGUGCCCGCUGGUUACCCUGGCAGCCAAGGUCUCUGCAGCCACCUGUCUCCCCAACUCCGGAGCUCCGCAAGUGACGGCAUGGGGGAGAACCUGCGCCUGCCCGGCAUGUACCGGCGUGUGAGCGCCUGGAGUGAUAGCGGGGAGGAAUGCACGGAGCCCGGGAGCCCCCGGAGGAGACCCGCCUCCGUGCCCCAGCAGCUGAACGAGUGCUGCGAGGAGUGGAGCUCGGGCAGUGAGCGCUCCGAGGCUCGGGGGUACAGUGACCCAGAGGAGCGCUUUAUGGGAGGUCACAGUGCCCGCCUAUCCCGGGACUAUGGCCGGCAGAACCCUCUGCUCAGAGGCAUAUUCCAGAUCGACAAGAAGAGCUGUGACGUUUUCCUAACUUCCAGCCAAUUACUGUGGAGCCCCAUUCACCCCGAGACUCCAGGCAGUUCCAAAACCAGCCAACUGCAGAAAGAGGAAUCUAUUGACCUGCAAGAUAUAUUUUCUGUGAAACUGAAACGCCGCCGUGCAGCAGGACAGGAGAAAGGUGGCACCUUGUUGGGAAUCACUCUAUUUUUGUGCAUCAGGAAUGGACACAAACUGAAAGAUGACUCCAUUAGCCUUCUCAACCUAAGUGAAGAUUUCUGUGACAUAUGGUAUCGACAAUUAAAGGAAAUAUUGAAUGGUUUUCCUAAUAGGCCGAAGUCUCUUAAGGUAAUCAUUAACCCGCACAGUCAUAAAGGAGAAGCGACCAAUGCGUAUUAUCGGCACGUUGAACCUCUUUUCAAGCUUGCUGACAUUCAGACCGAUGUUACAGAAACUAAAUAUACAGGACAUGCUCUUGCUUUGCUUAAAGAAUGUGAACUCCAAGAAUUUGACGGAAUCGUUUGCGUUGGCGGCGAUGGAUCAGUCAGUGAAGUUGUUCAUGGUCUUCUUCUUAGAGCCCAGUUGGAUGCUGGGAAGAAUGUAAACGCCAACUUCAGUCCAGUCAGAGCAACAUUACCACUUGGAAUAAUACCAGCAGGUACCACCAAUAUUCUGGCUUAUUCUCUGCACGGAAUUAGACACUAUGUAACUGCAGCAUUGCACAUCAUUAUGGGAAACAUCCAGCUGGUAGAUGCCUGCACUUUCAGCUGUGACCACAGGCUCCUGCGGUUUGGGUUUUCCUCCAUGUUUGGAUUUGGUGGAAGAACACUUGCUCUUGCCGAAAAACAUCGCUGGAUGCCCUCCACUCAGAGAAGAGAUUUUGCUGUUAUUAAAACACUUGCCAACUUAAAACCAGAAAUCUGUGAACUAUCUUUUUUACCCAUAAUAAGUCAUCAAUCCAGUUUUUACGGAGAACACAAAAAGAAGGAAGAUGGGAAUUAUGUUGAGCCUGAGAGCAAGGAUCAGUGGCAGCACAUCCAGGGUCAGUUGCUGAAUGUCAGCAUUAUGGCAAUCCCCUGCCUUUGUUCCAUGGCCCCAAGAGGCCUGGCGCCUAAUACCAGGCUGAAUGAUGGAACAAUGUCACUUAUAGUUGCACGGAAUACGUCAAGACAAGAAUUUGUGAAGCAUUUAAAGCGCUAUGCCAGUCUGAAAAAUCAGUUUAAUUUUCCAUUUGUGGAAACCUACUUGGUUAAAGAAGUAAAGUUACGGACUAGAAGCAUCGAACAGAACGGUGAAGUGCAUUCUGUUUCCAGUGAAGAUGUCCAUCCCUGGAAUAUUGAUGGAGACUUACUGGAAACAUCCUCUGAGGUUCAAGUGAGAUUGCAUCCUGAACUGAUUAAUCUCUAUGGGAGUAACAUUGAAGAGCUGGAUGAAGUGAAAGGAAAGUGCAAUUGCUUGUAGUGUAGAGGAAAAUAUGCUCCCAUGCUGCAGUUUUUUACAAAAAUUACAUCUUUAUUUGUGAGAGCAGAAACAUUGCUUUUUUUCCAUUCAGAAAUAUUCCUAUAAUUAGAAACACAUUUACAGCCAUAAAACAUUCAAGCCAACUCAAAUAAAGAACUUCCCUUUUAAAGCUAU